CGGGGCAGACGCCGUUGCCUUUCUCUGCCCGCUCUCCUCGGAGUAGUAGAGCUCGCUGCUGGAGCUGAGCGAUGGAGCGUCUGCUCAGCCCUGUCCGCGGUGCCUGGUUUUGAGCUCAAGGCCCUGCCCAGACUCUCGCCCGCCACUGCCCAUUUCCCUGGUGUAAAUCCCCAUCAAUGAGGUUCUUUCGUCUCACCUUCAAGUGCUUUGUGGAUUGCUUCUGAGCCUUCACCCUAAUCCCUUCCCAGACCCGGAGCCAGCUUCCCGACCCAACACCCGUCUCAGUCUUCUGCCACGGAGCCCGGUCGCCAGCCCAGUGCCAUGGCUCCAGUGCCCACCGAAACAUGUUCAGAGGGCAGUGGGUGCUCAGAGCUGACUGAGGCAGAGAGCACUGAGCCAAUUGGUGGCACAGGGGAGUCAACCCAUGAAGAGAGAGCCAUCACUGCCCCUCUGGUGGUACCCGUGGGUCCCGGGAAGCUGCCCGUUCCUGAGCGGGAGACCUGGACCCGGCAGAUGGAUUUCAUCAUGUCUUGCGUUGGCUUUGCUGUAGGCCUGGGCAACGUCUGGCGCUUCCCAUACCUCUGCUACAAGAAUGGAGGAGGUGUCUUCCUGAUCCCUUAUCUGCUAAUCGUCUUUGUUGGGGGGAUCCCCGUCUUCUUCCUGGAGGUGGCCCUGGGACAGUUUAUGAAGCAAGGUGGGAUCUCUGCCUGGAACAUCGCCCCCCUCUUCAAAGGCCUGGGCUUGGCCUCCAUGGUCAUUGUCUUCUUCUGUAAUUCUUACUACAUCAUGAUCCUCGUCUGGGGCCUCUUCUACCUGGUGCACUCGCUGACAGAAACUCUGCCGUGGGCCACCUGCGGCCAUGCCUGGAACACCCCCCAGUGCACCGAGCUCUUUGGUCUGGGCGGCUGUGGCAACAACAUCACCACCAACAGCAGCAGCACUGGCAGAAACUGCAGCAACCUGGCUGACAAGCGCUCUCCCAUCAUUGAGUUCUGGGAGAACAAGGUGCUGCGGAUUUCAGGGGAUCUGGGUGAACCAGGAGAGCUCCGCUGGCAGCUGAUCCUCUGCCUGCUCACAACUUGGGUCAUUGUCUAUUUCUGCAUCUGGAAGGGGGUCAAGUCGACUGGAAAGGUGGUCUACUUCACUGCCCUCUUCCCCUACGUGGUUCUUAUCUUGCUGCUGUUACAUGGGGUGACGUUACCUGGUGCACUUGAUGGGAUCAUCUACUACUUGAAACCUGACUGGACCAAGCUUGCUGUUGCUCAGGUAUGGAUUGAUGCUGGUACCCAGAUCUUCUUCUCAUAUGCUAUCGGGCUGGGAGCCCUGACCGCACUUGGCAGCUACAACCGCUUCCACAACAACUGCUACAGGGAUGCCUACAUCUUGGCUGUGAUCAACAGUUCAACCAGCUUCUUUGCUGGCUUUGUGGUGUUUUCCGUACUGGGUUUUAUGGCAUCGGAGCAAGGUGUGGACAUCUCCCAGGUGGCAGAGUCAGGUCCAGGCCUGGCCUUCAUUGCCUACCCCAAAGCUGUGACUCUGAUGCCACUCUCCCCACUCUGGGCUACACUAUUUUUCUUCAUGCUUCUUGUCCUGGGGCUGGACAGCCAGUUUGUGGGAGUGGAGGGUUUCAUCACUGGCAUCCUCGACCUGUUUCCGCAGCCAGCAGCAGGCUCACCCCGGAGAGAGAUCACUGCUGCAAUCUGCUGCCUAGUCUGCUGUAUCAUCGACCUCUCCAUGGUGACUCAGGGCGGGAUGUACGUCUUUCAGCUCUUUGACAAUUAUUCAGCCAGUGGAAUCACGCUUCUGUGGCAGGCCUUCUGGGAGUGUGUGGUGAUUGCCUGGGUCUAUGGAGCCGACCGCUUCAUGGAUGACGUUGCCCGCAUGAUUGGCUACCGGCCUCUACCCUACAUGAAAUGGUGCUGGUCACUCAUUACCCCAGUGGUGUGUGUGGGCAUCUUCCUGUUCCAUGUGGUGAACUACCAGCCACUGACUUACAACAAGACCUACAUCUACCCAUGGUGGGGUGAGGCUAUUGGCUGGGCUCUGGCCCUUGCCUCCAUGCUGUGCAUCCCCUGCACGGUUGCUUACAAGCUUCUGCGAAGCAAGGGCUCUUUGCAACAGCGCUGGCAAUUGCUGACCACCCCUGUCUGGGGCCACCACCACCUGGAAUACAUGACACCUGAAGCGGAGACAAAGCUGCUGCCACCACCAGACAGUCUCGCUGCAGCUCCUCUGGAGAAGGCUACGCUUUUUGAGACUGUGAUUUAAUUUCUCCUACCCCUCUCCCUGUAGCAAUAGUAUGAGACACCAAGUUCAGUUGGGGAGGAGAGUGGCAGUAUUGGGCUUGAGUCUCAGUCCCUUGCACAGUCAGGAUCAGAAGGCAAGAGAUCAAUAAAGACACAUGCACAUAUCCUGCUUUUGGUGGCAGUGGCCGCCACAAGCUUCCUCUGCUGCUUUGGCGGCAGCACCACUCACCACCCCUCUACCGGGGUCCUGGACACGCCUCAGCAGUGGACGGGCGAUGGUACUUUUGAAUGAGAGCUAAGCCCAGCUCCCAUCCAUGGUGGUCAGCCGCCAUCUUGUUACCUAUGCAGAGUAUAGGUCUAUGGGCUUGGACAUUACAUUUUGCGUAACUUAAAACAGCAUGUGUCCACCACAGAUGGGAGCUGAGUUUGGCUCUCAUUCAAAAGCAGCUCACACACCCUGCCUGCAGCUUAAACGCAUCCAGGGGCCUGGUGGGGAAAGCAGUGCAUAGCAAUGUGGUUGGGCUGGUGACAGGCCCUUGGCCAAUGCCUGGCCUGACCGACUGCUAUCACCAGGCCUGCCUGCUCACCUUCUGGUUGUGUGCCCUUAUGUACCUUAGGAGGCCAUCUUCAGUGAGGUGCAUGGGAUUGAUGGAAAAGCUCUGAAUGAUGGCGUUGGGUGGCUCCAUGUCAGCGGGGCAUUAGAAUCUGCUCCAGGUUUUAGUCCAAACUUUCUAGGACAUGUCCAAGG
This is a messenger RNA of Rhineura floridana, 2994 nucleotides long. Its product is annotated as sodium- and chloride-dependent creatine transporter 1-like. NCBI's taxonomy places the organism in Eukaryota, Metazoa, Chordata, Lepidosauria, Squamata, Rhineuridae. The transcript is spliced from 14 exons. Gene Ontology annotation, biological process: sodium ion transmembrane transport. The record is from RefSeq and is a predicted model, not a curated record. Gene Ontology annotation, cellular component: membrane. The coding region runs from base 322 to 2268 and encodes 648 amino acids.